Molecule: messenger RNA, 468 nt
Organism: Gregarina niphandrodes
Lineage: Eukaryota; Apicomplexa; Conoidasida; Eugregarinorida; Gregarinidae
Product: integrase core domain protein
Exons: 1
Coding region: 1-468 (155 amino acids)
Biological process (GO): DNA integration
Molecular function (GO): nucleic acid binding
Source: RefSeq, a predicted model, not a curated record
AUGAUUGGGCCGAGGGCUGUGGCUGGAGAAGUGUACUAUCUUGUAGUGAUCAUUGAUCAUGCAACUCGGUUUGUGGUAGCUGGAGUAACAACUGACAAGAGAGCGUCAACAGUAGCGGAGUUGUUUAGAGACUGUUGGUAUAGGUACUUCGGAGCACCGCUAGCUGUGUUGGUUGACGGGGGCACUGAAUUCAAAGGAGAGUUCUUUGACCUGGUUCAGAAGUGCUGGAAGUGCAGGUUAUAUGUGACUGCGCCAUACCGACCACAAGGGAACGGUGUUAACGAGUCGAGUCACCGUGGAAUAUCGAAGGCUUUGCAUGGAGCGGAUGUUCGGAGUGGUCCGGAGGUGCGCGAGGCUGUGAGUUCUGCUGUGCUUGCGCACAACAACAUCCCUCACCCAGCGACAGGGCUAGCACCAGUGAUGGCGUUGAUAGGAACUGACGCAAGGUACCCAAAUGAGCUGCCUUAA